CCGGGCAGUGGGCGAGGGAAGCCGCUGUGGAGGUCCAGGAUGGCGGAACCGGCGUCCGGACGCGUGUGGACCUCACAGGGAAAACAAAUGGAAGCCCUGCCUGAUGCAGCUGUUUUGGCGACUAGACUUAAAAACACUCUCAUCCAAUACCACAGCCUUGAAGAUGACAAGUGGCGAGUUGCUAAGAAAAUGAAAGAUGUAACAAUUUGGAGGAAACCUUCAGAAGAAUUUAAUGGAUAUCUCUUCAAAGCCCAAGGUGUUAUAGACGAUGUCAUCAAUAGUGUAAUAGACCAUAUACGCCCAGGUCCCUGUCGCUUGGAUUGGGACAGCUUAAUGACCUCAUUGGAUAUUUUGGAGUACUUUGAAGAGAAUUGCUGUGUGAUGCGUUAUACUACUGCUGGUCAGCUUUGGAAUAUAAUUUCCCCAAGAGAGUUUGUUGACUUCUCCUAUACUGUGGACUAUAAAGAAGGGCUUUUAUCCUGUGAGAUAAGUCUUGACUGGAGUGAAAAGAGAUCAGAAUUUGUUCGUGGAUAUAACCAUCCCUGUGGUUGGUUCUGUGUUCCUCUUAAAGAUAGUCCAAACCAGAGUCUUUUGACAGGCUAUAUUCAGACGAAUCUGCAUGGAAUGGUUCCCCAGUCUGCAGUAGAUACAGCCAUGGCAAGCACUUUAAUCAACUAUGGUGAUUUACAAAAAGCCUUACAAAAGGCAUAA
Messenger RNA from Mesoplodon densirostris (Blainville's beaked whale), 711 nucleotides. RefSeq names its product stAR-related lipid transfer protein 4-like. NCBI's taxonomy places the organism in Eukaryota, Metazoa, Chordata, Mammalia, Artiodactyla, Ziphiidae. Gene Ontology annotation, cellular component: cytosol; endoplasmic reticulum. Gene Ontology annotation, biological process: cholesterol import; intracellular cholesterol transport; cholesterol transport involved in cholesterol storage. The record is from RefSeq and is a predicted model, not a curated record. Gene Ontology annotation, molecular function: cholesterol binding; cholesterol transfer activity.